Messenger RNA from Ostrea edulis (European flat oyster), 1706 nucleotides. Its product is annotated as DNA-binding protein P3A2-like. Lineage: Eukaryota; Metazoa; Mollusca; Bivalvia; Ostreida; Ostreidae. Bases 318 to 1700 code for a protein of 460 amino acids. Gene Ontology annotation, cellular component: nucleus. The transcript has 9 exons. Gene Ontology annotation, biological process: regulation of transcription by RNA polymerase II. Gene Ontology annotation, molecular function: RNA polymerase II cis-regulatory region sequence-specific DNA binding; DNA-binding transcription factor activity, RNA polymerase II-specific. The record is from RefSeq and is a predicted model, not a curated record.
CUGGAAAUUUGAUUUCAUUCCUUCUAUAUACAACAGAUCUUGCAACCGAUUGACUGGUCAGACCAAGUUUUCGUUGCACCUGUCUGUACUAUCCCUUGUUCGCGCAAGCUCGAGUGUGGCGCAGUCGCACCACAAAAUCUCAUCACCUGCCCGUGUCCCUGCGCACGCAGUGUUAAAUUUGCUAACAAUGUUUACAAACGAAGCACGUAAGAGGAGAAAAUGGGAGAAAAGAAAGAAAUGUACAUGUUGUGAAACUCCCACUAAACGGCAUCGCCUCCUAUUGGACCCAGGUGGGCAGAGCUAAAUUCUUCGCUCCGAUGAUGAAUAAUCUGGUCUCCAGUGGGGGUGCCAUUCAGGGUAACUUCACCAUGACGACCUCCAUGAACUCGGGGAUGAUCAGCGAUGAUCUCAGUGAGCCGAGUUCACCAGAGAGCUCGUUUGAUGCCUCCGACUUGCUGGGAUCAAACAGCAUUAAUGACGAGGUCACAGCACAGUUAGCCAGUUCAGGUACAAUAGGAAUGGCUGCCGCUGCAGCAAUUGCCAGUGGCAGAAAACACAAGAGACCUCAUACAUUUGAGACCAAUCCAUCGAUACGAAAACGACAACAGACCAGACUUCUAAGGAAGUUGAAGUCCUGUAUAGAGGAGUACACAACCCGAGUAGGACAACAGGCAGUGGUGCUGUGUUGUACACCAGGGAAGUCUCAAAACUCUAACAACUACAAAGUCUUUGGUUCCCAGCCAUUAGAAAAUGUGAUAAGGAAUUGUAAAUCAGUGGUGCUACAGGAUUUAGAAUCUACCUUAGCAGAACAAGUCCCACAGUCUCAAGAUGUCACAGGCAUGCAGGAGUUACCACCCUUGUCCAUCGACGGAAUUCCAACUUCAGUUGACAAAAUGACUCAGGCGCAGCUGCGAACCUUUAUCCCAGAGAUGUUGAAGUUUAGUACUGGACGUAGUAAACCAGGGUGGGGCAAGACCGAGUGUCGUCCCGUGUGGUGGCCCAAUGAUGUCCCCUGGGCUAAUGUACGCAGUGAUGUCAGAACCACAGAGCAGAAGAAAAAGGUGUCUUGGACAGAAGCCCUUCGAACCAUAGUUAACAACUGUUACAAGCACCAUGGAAGAGAAGAUCUGUUACAUGUUUUCGAGAGCUCGGAACAAAAGACAAUGUUACAAACUAUAAAUAACCCUGACGGGACGAUCUCUGUGAUACAAAUAGACACCACUCCCAAUCAGGUGGUAACAUUGCAGGAUGGUACCCAGGCCACAGUGGUGCAUACUGUCAAUCAAGAUGUACCACAGCAGGAAGCAACGCAUGCCGUCCAGACAUUAGCCGACGUAGCGGUCAAUCAGCAGGAAGUAGUCACGAUGUCCGGCAUGCAGAUGACCCCAGUCAGCGUCGAGAUAAAUUCGGACACUAUUGGACAUCGCAUCGCUCAUAUAAAUGAGGACGGCCACAUUGUUCUGUCGGGGGAUGACCUCGGAGGAUCACAAGGAAUUGUGAUCCCCGUCUCCUACACCCUCCCUCAUUCAGCCGUCGUUUCUGUGACAACUUUUGAUGCCCUACAAACACAAUCCGGACUCCAAGUCGCCAUGGCUCCAAUGACAAUAACAAAACAAGAAGCGUCGGAGAACAUUCAGGAGGAGAUCACCGAAGCAUCAUGUGACAUGUCACUGGAGGACAGUGACGAUAAAUUAGAGUGAUCUUGU